This is a messenger RNA of Dreissena polymorpha, 1269 nucleotides long. Its product is annotated as peroxisomal membrane protein PEX16-like. NCBI's taxonomy places the organism in Eukaryota, Metazoa, Mollusca, Bivalvia, Myida, Dreissenidae. Gene Ontology annotation, cellular component: peroxisomal membrane. The record is from RefSeq and is a predicted model, not a curated record. The transcript is spliced from 10 exons. Bases 42 to 1130 code for a protein of 362 amino acids. Gene Ontology annotation, biological process: peroxisome organization.
UAAAAUUGUGCGCACUUCGAGAUCUCGGCAACGUUUCCAAAAUGGACGCUUCAGAGAGACAUGCAUCCAAGUUAGAUUCAAUUAUUCAAGAACUAAAGGACAAGUAUGAAAAGGCUGUUAGAAACAACCCGCAGACCGUUGCUCAAGUUGAAUCUGCAAUACGGAUAUUAUCUUUUCUUGUUGCAGGACGCUUUGAGAAUGGGGACUUAAUAUCUGAACUGGUGUAUUCUGCAUCAAACCUUCUGGUGUUUCUAAAUGACAAUAUCUUCAAGAAAGCUUCAAAAUACAUCGCUGAUGCUAAUAAAUUUGCAACUCACCUGCGCAGGUGGUUGACAGUCUUGGACCAUGUGGAAGUGUUCCUAGAGAUGGGGGCACGAAAGAGGUGGGGCACAAAGGGGGCCUGGAUAGUCAUAACCAUCAUACACAUUGUCAAGACAGCUUUACGGUUCUAUUUGCUGAUCAAGAUGGAGGCUGGCAUGGUGUCAACGCCAGCCAUUCCUGCAGUUGACCGUGAAAUUCUAAAGACAUCGGAGGAACAUGAUAGACUUGAAGAUGUGUUUGACGAAGAGAUUGAAAAUAGUGCCCAACAGAAAACCUUCAAAUUGAAAAGUUCUGGACGUGAAAUACGCACAUUAGAUGCAGCAGGACACAACAACAUUCGUAGCUGGGGUGUGCCACAGAACGGCAAGGUGAGCCCAGAGGCAAACUUGUUGGCUAGGAAACAACGACUUCUUACACAACUACCAACACCACUUUCGGGCAAAAGAAUCUGGGCAGAGGGCUUGCAUUGUGCCCGUCCACUGGCUCACUUAUUAAGCAUGUAUGCAUUUGGAAUGGAUUCCUGGAAACCGUGGCUGGUUGCACUUGGGCUGGACAUGACAAGUCAGAAGCUGUAUGGGGACCUAAAGGACCUCAAUCCUAGAGAGCAGCAGGAGGUGAAGAGGCGGAACAUGAUGUUGCUGUACUACCUGAUGAGGUCACCAUUCUAUUGCAACUACACCAAGUCUCGGCUGACUGCUGUUCUGACAGUUAUAUCUCAGUAUGUGCCUCUCAGCGGAUUUGUGAUUAGACCCUUACUUGGCUAUUUGCCGACGUGGCAGGCCAUGUAUUUCUACGUCUGGGCCACCUAAACAUGGGACCAUCUAAGGAAAUUCUUCCUUCCAGACCAUGGCAUCAUAUCAUAGUUUUCAUGCCCGGUGGACAAAAGUAUUUGUUUGUGAAAUUACUCUAUGAAAAAUUACACAAAAUAUAUUAUAAAUCACUCGCCCU